This is a messenger RNA of Mastomys coucha (southern multimammate mouse), 14909 nucleotides long. It is a transcript of the gene Ank2, whose product is annotated as ankyrin 2. Gene Ontology annotation, molecular function: protein binding. Bases 516 to 12617 code for a protein of 4033 amino acids. Lineage: Eukaryota; Metazoa; Chordata; Mammalia; Rodentia; Muridae. Gene Ontology annotation, cellular component: T-tubule. The transcript has 49 exons. The record is from RefSeq and is a predicted model, not a curated record. Gene Ontology annotation, biological process: protein localization to T-tubule; regulation of cardiac muscle contraction; signal transduction.
CUGGCGUGUAGCGGGCGUGAGAGUGAAUGGGAGCGGAGCGGGCCCGCGCGGGGCAGGGAGGAGCAGCAGCCGGGCCUCCCGGGGGACGUCUCCCGGGCUGCGGGAGCGCCGCCGAGCUCCUUAUCCCCACCCACCUCGCGAGCUCCAGCAGGCAGUGGUGCAUAUAGACAUAUUUCUGGGAGCUGUCCAUGAGCUCAUCGCUCUGCCGGCGCGCGGCGAGGGAAGGAGCCCUCCUCUUUCCCCCUGCGCCAACAGCUGCAGUCGCUUAGCGCGUGUCGCCGGCCUAGCCCGCAGCCCACCCGGCGCGCCAUGGUCCCACGGCACCUCGCGCGAAGGUAGGUGGGCUUGGGCAGCAGUUCCCCACGGGCGAUCGCGGCCACGGCCGACCUUCUGCGGCCGCCUAGGAGCACGCUGGUCCCAGGGUGAGCCCGAACGCCUCAGGCCCGGAGCGGAAGAGACGAGGACACGCGGGACGGCUGGACUUGACCGAGGGAAGGAGUUCCGAGAGCGUGGACAUGGCUUCUCCCACCUCCCCUGGCCCGGAGGGAGGGGCCUGCACCCCGCAGAACCCCCCGCGGCUCCGUCAGAACCAAAGCAAGUGUGAGAGCCAAACUCCAUGCAAUGAAGCCACACAAUCAAGCUACAUCCAAAUCAAGGACCCCCAUGAUGAGCAUCCCGAUGACCAGUCUGACAGCAAUGCCAGCUUCCUCCGAGCUGCCAGAGCAGGCAACCUGGACAAAGUUGUGGAGUAUCUGAAAGGGGGCAUUGACAUCAACACCUGCAAUCAGAAUGGACUUAAUGCUCUCCAUCUGGCAGCCAAGGAAGGCCACGUGGGCCUCGUGCAGGAGCUGCUGGGAAGAGGGUCCUCCGUGGAUUCUGCCACCAAGAAGGGAAACACUGCUCUUCACAUUGCAUCACUGGCCGGACAAGCAGAAGUUGUCAAAGUUCUGGUUAAGGAAGGAGCCAAUAUCAAUGCCCAGUCACAGAAUGGCUUCACUCCUUUGUACAUGGCUGCCCAGGAAAAUCACAUUGAUGUUGUAAAAUAUCUGCUAGAAAAUGGAGCUAACCAGAGUACUGCUACCGAGGAUGGCUUUACUCCUCUGGCUGUGGCACUCCAGCAGGGACACAACCAGGCGGUGGCCAUCCUCUUGGAGAAUGACACCAAAGGGAAGGUGAGGCUACCAGCUCUGCACAUUGCAGCUCGGAAAGAUGACACCAAGUCUGCUGCCCUCCUGCUUCAGAAUGAUCACAACGCUGAUGUACAAUCCAAGAUGAUGGUGAACAGGACAACCGAGAGUGGCUUCACCCCUUUGCACAUAGCUGCGCACUAUGGGAAUGUAAACGUGGCGACUCUUCUUCUAAACCGGGGAGCUGCUGUGGACUUCACCGCGAGGAAUGGAAUCACUCCCUUGCACGUGGCUUCCAAACGGGGAAAUACCAAUAUGGUGAAGCUCCUAUUGGAUCGAGGUGGUCAGAUUGAUGCCAAAACUAGGGAUGGGCUGACACCACUUCACUGUGCUGCACGCAGUGGCCAUGACCAAGUGGUGGAGCUGCUGCUGGAACGGGGUGCUCCCUUGCUGGCGAGGACCAAGAAUGGGCUGUCUCCACUCCACAUGGCUGCCCAGGGGGACCACGUGGAAUGUGUGAAGCACCUGCUACAGCACAAGGCGCCUGUCGAUGAUGUCACCCUGGAUUACCUGACGGCCCUUCAUGUUGCUGCACACUGUGGGCACUACCGUGUAACCAAACUCCUGCUGGACAAGAGAGCCAACCCGAAUGCGAGAGCCCUGAAUGGUUUUACUCCACUGCACAUUGCCUGCAAGAAAAACCGCAUCAAAGUCAUGGAACUGCUGGUGAAAUAUGGGGCUUCAAUCCAAGCUAUAACAGAGUCUGGCCUCACACCAAUACAUGUGGCUGCCUUCAUGGGCCACUUGAACAUUGUCCUCCUUCUGCUGCAGAACGGAGCCUCUCCAGAUGUCACUAACAUUCGUGGUGAGACAGCACUUCACAUGGCAGCCCGGGCUGGGCAGGUGGAAGUUGUCCGAUGUCUCCUGAGGAAUGGUGCUCUUGUGGAUGCCAGAGCCAGGGAGGAACAGACGCCUUUACAUAUCGCCUCCAGGCUGGGUAAGACAGAAAUUGUCCAGCUGCUUCUACAACAUAUGGCUCAUCCAGAUGCAGCCACUACAAAUGGGUACACACCACUGCACAUCUCUGCUCGGGAAGGACAGGUAGACGUGGCCUCUGUCCUGCUGGAAGCUGGAGCAGCCAACUCCUUGGCGACCAAGAAGGGCUUCACUCCCCUGCAUGUAGCAGCUAAGUAUGGAAGCCUGGAUGUGGCAAAACUUCUCUUGCAACGCCGCGCAGCCGCAGACUCAGCAGGGAAGAAUGGCCUUACCCCGCUCCAUGUUGCUGCUCAUUAUGACAACCAGAAGGUGGCGCUGUUGCUGCUGGAGAAGGGUGCUUCCCCUCAUGCCACUGCCAAGAAUGGCUACACUCCUUUACACAUUGCUGCAAAGAAGAACCAGAUGCAGAUAGCUUCCACACUACUGAGCUAUGGAGCUGAGACUAACACUGUGACGAAGCAAGGGGUCACGCCACUGCAUCUGGCCUCACAAGAGGGGCACACAGACAUGGUCACCUUGCUUCUGGAAAAAGGGGCCAAUAUCCACAUGUCAACCAAGAGUGGACUCACAUCCUUACACCUUGCAGCCCAAGAAGAUAAAGUGAACGUUGCGGACAUUCUUACCAAACACGGGGCUGAUCGGGAUGCCUACACAAAGCUGGGUUACACACCUCUGAUCGUGGCCUGUCACUAUGGAAACGUGAAAAUGGUCAACUUUCUUCUGAAACAGGGAGCAAAUGUCAAUGCGAAAACCAAGAAUGGCUACACACCUUUGCACCAAGCUGCCCAACAGGGCCACACACACAUCAUUAAUGUCCUGCUCCAGCAUGGGGCCAAGCCUAAUGCCACCACUGCGAAUGGUAACACUGCCCUGGCGAUUGCUAAGCGGCUGGGCUACAUCUCCGUGGUUGACACCCUGAAGGUUGUGACUGAAGAGGUCACCACCACGACCACAACGAUCACGGAAAAACAUAAGCUAAAUGUUCCUGAGACGAUGACGGAGGUUCUUGAUGUCUCUGAUGAAGAGGGUGAUGACACAGUGACAGGUGAUGGGGGAGAAUACCUCAGGCCAGAAGAUCUCAAGGAGCUUGGUGAUGACUCCCUGCCCAGCAGUCAGUUCCUGGAUAGCAUGAACUACCUUCGGUACAGUCUGGAGGGAGGAAGAUCUGACAGCCUCCGGUCCUUCAGUUCCGACAGGUCUCACACUCUGAGCCACGCAUCGUACCCGAGGGACAGUGCCAUGAUUGAUGACGCGGUUGUGAUCCCCAGCCACCAGGUGUCUGCGCUAGCCAAGGAGGCAGAAAGGAAUUCUUAUCGUCUGAGCUGGGGCACUGAGAACUUAGACAACGUGGCUCUUUCUUCCAGUCCUAUUCAUUCAGGCCGCGCCUCUCCAUGUCUUGAUCGUGACAACAGCAGCUUCCUAGUCAGUUUUAUGGUGGAUGCCCGUGGUGGUGCCAUGCGAGGAUGCAGACACAAUGGACUCAGGAUCAUUAUCCCACCUCGGAAAUGUACAGCCCCAACUCGAGUCACCUGCCGCCUUGUGAAACGCCAUAGACUAGCAACGAUGCCGCCCAUGGUGGAAGGAGAAGGCCUGGCCAGCCGCCUGAUCGAAGUCGGACCUUCUGGAGCUCAGUUCCUUGGUAAACUUCACCUGCCAACGGCUCCUCCCCCACUUAAUGAGGGAGAAAGUUUGGUCAGCCGCAUCCUUCAGCUGGGGCCUCCUGGAACCAAAUUCCUUGGGCCUGUGAUCGUGGAGAUCCCUCACUUCGCUGCUCUUCGAGGAAAGGAGAGGGAGCUGGUGGUCCUGCGCAGUGAAAAUGGGGACAGCUGGAAAGAGCAUUUCUGUGAAUACACUGAGGAUGAACUGAACGAAAUCCUUAAUGGCAUGGAUGAAGUGCUGGACAGUCCGGAAGACCUGGAAAAGAAACGAAUCUGCCGCAUCAUCACUCGUGACUUCCCACAGUACUUUGCGGUGGUAUCGCGCAUCAAACAGGACAGCAACCUGAUUGGCCCCGAGGGUGGAGUGCUGAGCAGCACCGUGGUAUCACAGGUGCAAGCUGUCUUCCCAGAGGGCGCACUCACCAAGCGCAUCCGGGUAGGCCUACAGGCUCAACCUAUGCACAGCGAGUUGGUGAAGAAGAUCCUAGGCAACAAGGCGACCUUCAGCCCUAUAGUCACUUUGGAACCCAGGAGAAGAAAAUUCCACAAGCCGAUUACUAUGACUAUUCCUGUCCCUAAAGCUUCAAGUGAUGUCAUGCUAAAUGGUUUUGGAGGAGACGCACCAACCUUAAGAUUACUAUGCAGCAUAACAGGUGGAACCACCCCUGCCCAAUGGGAAGACAUCACAGGAACCACGCCACUAACGUUUGUCAAUGAGUGUGUUUCCUUUACAACCAACGUGUCCGCCAGGUUCUGGCUGAUAGACUGCCGACAGAUUCAGGAGUCUGUUGCCUUCGCAUCACAAGUGUAUAGAGAGAUUAUCUGUGUACCAUAUAUGGCCAAAUUUGUAGUGUUUGCCAAGUCACAUGACCCCAUUGAAGCCAGGUUGCGGUGUUUCUGUAUGACAGAUGACAAAGUAGAUAAGACCCUUGAACAACAAGAAAACUUCUCUGAGGUGGCCAGGAGUAGGGAUGUGGAGGUAUUGGAAGGAAAACCUAUUUAUGUUGAUUGUUUUGGCAACCUAGUACCACUAACCAAGAGUGGCCAACAUCAUAUAUUCAGUUUUUUUGCCUUCAAAGAAAACAGACUUCCUCUCUUUGUCAAGGUACGUGACACAACCCAAGAACCUUGCGGGCGACUCUCAUUUAUGAAGGAACCCAAAUCCACACGAGGACUGGUGCAUCAAGCUAUUUGCAACUUAAACAUCACCCUGCCGAUUUAUGCCAAGGAAUCGGAGUCAGAUCAAGAGCAGGAGGAAGAGAUCGGUAUGACAUCGGAAAAAAAUGAUGAGACAGAAUCGACAGAAACAUCUGUCCUGAAAAGCCACCUGGUUAAUGAAGUUCCUGUCUUAGCAAGUCCGGACUUGCUCUCUGAAGUUUCUGAGAUGAAACAAGAUUUGAUCAAAAUGACGGCCAUCUUGACCACAGAUGUGUCUGAUAAGGCAGGUUCCAUCAAAGUGAAGGAGCUGGCAAAGGCCGGUGAAGAAGAGCCAGGCGAGCCCUUUGAAAUUGUAGAGAGAGUGAAAGAGGACUUAGAGAAGGUGAAUGCGAUCCUGAGGAGUGGAACGUGUGUGAGAGACGAAGGCAGAGUGCGGAGUUCUCAGUCUGAACGGGAGCUAGAGGAGGAAUGGGUUAUUGUCAGCGAUGAGGAAAUCGAAGAGGCCAAGCAACAUGCCCCAGCAGAAAUCGAUGAACACUUAUGUAUAGAGGUCAGAGUAGACAGAGAGACCAAGGCCAAAGUAGAGAAGGACUCCACUGGAUUAGUGAACUACCUCACAGAUGACCUAAAUUCAUACGCUAGUCCUCAUGAAAAGAAGCCACAAACAGCUCCAGAAAAGUCAGGGGAGACAAGUCAGGCUUCAGCUGUUGGCAAGAGCUCUGAGAGUAAUAAAGGGAAGGCCACCCCAGCAGAGGAGAAACAGAGCACUCAGAAGCAGGUAAAACCAGGCCUGGCGAUAAAGAAGCCAGUGCGGAGGAAACUAAAAGAAAAGCAGAAACAGAAAGAGGAAGGCUCGAAAGGCAGUGAGGAAAAGACCGAACUUAAGAAAGGUAGUUCAGAGGAGUCGGUAGAUGAAGACCAGGGCCUGGCCCCUGAACCCCUUCCCACUGCCAAGGCCACCUCUCCUCUGAUAGAAGAAACUCCUAUUGGUUCCAUAAAGGACAAAGUAAAGGCUCUCCAGAAGCGAGUGGAAGAUGAACAGAAAGGUAGAAGCAAGCUGCCAGUCAGAGUCAAAGGCAAGGAGGACGUGCCCAAAAAGACUACUCCCAGGACACACCCAGCUGUGUCACCCUCUUCAAAAUCAUCACCUUCCUCUAAAACAGAAAGACACUCUUCCCUUUCUUCCUCUGCAAAAACUGAAAGGCACACGCCAGUGUCACCAUCGAGCAAAAACGAAAAACACUCACCUGUGUCACCCUCCGCAAAAGCCGAGCGACAUUCACCGGUGUCUUCAGGUAAAGCUGAGAAACACUCACCUGGUUCCCCCUCAACCAAAAAUGAAAGACAUUCCCCUGUGUCAUCUAUAAAAACAGAACGACACACACCUGUGUCACCUUCAGGUAAAACAGACAAACGUCCACCAGUGCCAUCAUCUGGAAGAACAGAGAAACAUCCUCCCGUGUCACCUGGCAAGACAGAAAAACGCUUGCCUGGUUCACCUUCUGUAAGAACCCCAGAGAAGCAGGCACCUGGGUCUGCCACUGGAAAACAGGAAAAGCACUUGCCUGUGUCUCCUGGGAAGACAGAAAAGCAGCCACCCAUAUCUCCCACCUCCAAAACUGAACGAAUUGAGGAGACAAUGUCUGUCCGGGAGCUCAUGAAAGCAUUCCAGUCAGGUCAGGACCCAUCUAAACACAAAACAGGACUCUUUGAGCACAAAUCAGCAAAACAAAAACAGUCACAAGACAAAAGUAAAAGUCGGGUAGAAAAGGAAAAAGGGCACACUAUAACCCAGAGAGAAACGCAGAGGGCAGAGCAUCAGACAGCCAAGCGUGGCCAGAGAUUCCAGGUGACAGGAGCUACGGAAUCCAGACGGUUCCGUUCUACUACCAUCACUGUUGGGCUCAGGAUGGAAGAUCCAGUUAGAGAAAGGUUUGAGAGAACCCCCAUUAUUAAAACACCUGAGACAGUUCCAGCAGUGGCAACAGAAGAAGGCCAUCGUGGGAGUGAGACCCUUCAAGAGAAGACUGUGGAUGAGCAGGGAGACAUGGAUCUCCAGAUCAGUCCAGACAGGAAAACUUCCACUGACUUUUCUGACGUCAUCAAGCAAGAGUUAGAAGACAAUGACAAAUACCAACAAUUCUGCCUCACUGAGGACACAGAAAAGGCUCAGAUUAAUUUAGACCAAGUAAUCACGAGUCCCUUCAACACAUCAUUUCCACUAGAUUAUAUGAAAGAUGAGUUCCUUCCAGCUCUGUCUUUACAGAGCGGUGCUUUGGGUGGUAGCUCUGAAAGCCUGAAACAGGAAGUGAUAGCGGGCUCGCCUUGUGGCAGCCUGAUGGAAGGCACACCUCAGAUCAGUUCAGAAGAGAGCUACAAACAUGAGGGCCUAGCAGAAACUCCUGAGACAAGCCCAGAGAGUCUUUCUUUCUCACCAAAGAAAAGUGAGGAACAAAUUGGAGAGGCGAAGGAAACUGUCAAGGGAGAAACACCCACAGACAUUCAUUCAGAAAAAGAGCUUCCUAUAACUGAUGACACUACUGAUAGCUCUGAAAAACAAGGUGAUGUGGUCACUGGGGGUUCAGAGACCUCUACAGAGCAUUUAAGGAAGGAAGUCACCCAAGACCCUCCCAAAGAUGUGUGCUCCAAACAAGAUGGCUGCCUUGGGAGCCAGGGUAUACCAUUAGCGAAUGAGACACACCAGGCAUUUACUGAGAUAGGGUCCUCCGGUAAAAGUCAGCUCCCACUUGUUAGUUCAGCUUAUAAGACACAACCAGAAAGUGAAACUCAGGAAUCCUUCACUCCCUCAGAAGUGACAGAGGCCUUCCCACCAACUGAUGCUUCUGUCAAAACAGUUGAGGGAACAGAACCAAAGCCCCAGGGAGUCAUUAGAAGUCCCCAAGGGCUAGAACUUCCUCUCCCAAACCGGGAUAGUGAGGUCCUCAGCCCAAUGGCUGAUGAAUCACUAGCUGUCAGCCACAAAGACUCUCUGGAAGCCAGCCCUGUGCUAGAAGACAACUCCUCACACAAAACCCCUGACUCUCUGGAACCAAGUCCUCUGAAGGAGUCCCCUUGCAGGGACUCCCUUGAAAGCAGCCCAGUUGAGCCUAAACUGAAGGCAGGAAUGCUCCCAAGUCACUUUCCUCUCCCUGCAGCUAUUGCCAAAACAGAUCUUGUUGCCGAAGUGGCCUCCAUGCGUUCUCGGCUGCUCCGAGACCCCGAUGGCAGUGCCGAGGAUGACAGUCUAGAGCAGACGUCCCUCGUGGAGAGCUCAGGGAAAAGCCCCCUCUCCCCUGACACUCCCAGCUCUGAAGAGGUUAGCUAUGAGGUCACACCCAAACCUUCAGAUUCCAGUGCACCCAAACCGGCGGUGAUUCACGAAUGUGCUGAGGAGGAUGACUCUGAAAAUGGGGAGAAAAAGAGGUUCACGCCAGAAGAGGAAAUGUUCAAAAUGGUAACCAAAAUUAAAACGUUUGAUGAACUUGAGCAAGAAGCAAAGCAGAAAAGGGACUACAAAAAAGAACCCAGGCAAGAUGGAUCCUCCUCAGCCUCGGACCCCGAUGCUGACUGUUCAGCAGAAGCAGAUGAACAGAAACAGAUGGGGGGCACAGAGGGUGAGAGUGAGGUCCCUGUCUUGAUGACUUCAGAGAGUAGAAAGGCUUCUUCCUCUUCGGAGAGCGAACCUGAGCUGACACAGCUGAGUAAAGGUGCCGACUCGGGACUUCUGACAGAGCCAGUUAUUCGAGUGCAACCUCCAUCUCCCCUCCCAUCCAGCAUAGACUCUAAUUCCAGCCCGGAAGAAGGACAGUUCCAGCCCAUAGUUCCAAAGCAAUAUACUUUCAAGAUGAAUGAGGAGAUUCAAGAAGAGCCAGCUAACUCAGAAGAUCAAGAUUAUAAAUCACAUUUAGCUGAAGACAGUCAGACUCCUGCCGAUGGUGCCAAUGAGUAUUAUGAUGACCUGAACAGAAAGACUAUUCAGCCAAAAACCUGUGAUGGCCAUGGUUGUGAGGCUGUGAGUCCUAGCAACUCAGCCACUCCUGUCUCUCUAGGAGUUCAGAGUCCAGAGUGCAAUGAUGUUGAUAAGCCCCUGGCCAUUGAUAAAGACUCACUAGCUCACCAGGAUACCCAUGAAAAGGACAGAGACGAAAGAGAGUUUGAUCCUUCUGAAGUAGAAUCUACCCAAGCAGGUCUUCCCAGUGAAUGUUCUUCCUUGUCUUCUUCAUCUCAUUGUGCAGUAUCUGAAGGAAAUGAGCCAGCUAAAGAAAUACCCUCCCCGUCUUCCCCUGUAAAAGUAGAGGUCACAAUAACUGACCAGGCUUUGGAGAGCAUGGCAGAAGACUGUCCCACUCAAGAGUCAUCUACUACAACUCAAACAGAGAGGUUUGCCAUGGAUGUCCCAGGGUCAGAUUUAGCUGAGAUUGAUGAAAAUUCUGAUCCUCAAAUCAUCAGCCCUUAUGAAAAUGUUCCUCCCUCAUCGUUUUUCUCUGCUGAGCCCAGCAAAAUCCAAACAGAUACCUGCCAUACCACAGUGGUUCAUUCACCUGAAGUGUAUUCUGUUAUCAUCAGAUCCUCUCCUGAGGAUGCGGUCAUGACAAACUCCUCUAAUAGAACUGUCUCAGGUGAAGAAUCUCAUUGUGAGAGCCACGAUCUAGAAACUGAAUCUGAGCAAAAAAGUACUUUGUGGGCAAUGCAGUCUGAAGAGCCUCCCUUGUCUGUAGCACCCUCGACACCAAGUGCACCAGCCGUCAUUGGUGAACAAGUAAGCAAAGUCAUCAUCACAAAAACAGAUGUUGAUGCUGACUCCUGGAGUGAGAUCCGUGAAGAUGAUGCCGCUUUCGAAGCCCGAGUGAAGGAGGAAGAACAGAAGAUAUUUGGUUUGAUGGUAGACAGGCAGUCACAGGGCACCACUCCUGAUACCACUCCUGCUAGGACCCCAACUGAAGAGGGGACCCCAACAAGUGAACAAAAUCCAUUCCUCUUUCAGGAAGGAAAAUUGUUUGAAAUGACCCGAAGUGGUGCUAUUGAUAUGACCAAAAGGUCCUAUGCAGAUGAAAGUUUGCACUUUUUCCAAAUCGGCCAAGAAUCCAAUGAAGAGACUAUCUCUGAAGACAUGAAGGAAGGUGCCACUGGGGCGGAGCCUCCACAGAUGGAGACUACUAGUGAGUCACUGGAACUUUCAGAACCCAAAGAAGCAAUGGGUGAUGAAGGAGAAUUACUUCCUGAUGAUGUAAGUGAGGAAACAGAGGAUUUACCUGCCUCAGAUGCUAAUCUUGACUCCCAAGUGAUAAUUUCAGCAUCCACAGAAACACUCACCAAAGAGGCUGUAUCCACAGUGGUGGAGGAGCCCCCCACCACACAGUGGAGUGAUUCUCUGAGCACUGGGAAGCAGAUACCAUGCCCUACCAUCCCCGAACCUGUUGGUCACUUGGACUUCUCCACAGUCACUAGGUCUGUUCAUUCAGAUCGGGAUGAUGAGUCCCCAGAUUCUUCUCCAGAGGAACAGAAGUCUGUGAUUGAGAUCCCUACUGCGCCCAUGGAAAACGUGCCUUCUGCUGAAAGCAGACCCCAGAUUCCUAGCAGGACUCUCCCCACUUUAGUCCCAGCCCCUCCAUCUGCAGAGGAUGAGAGUGCAUUUUCUGAUGAUUUCCCAUCUAGCCUGGAUGAGGAUAGUAAGGAGGAUGGAGCAAAACCAAAGUCCAAAAUCCCCAUCAAAGCACCCACCCAAAGAACUGAGUGGCAGCCCUCCCAUCCAGACACAUCUCUCCAGAAGACAGCUGUCCCCCAGGGACAAGACACACUAAGCAGAGCACCAGAUGGUAGAAGCAAGUCAGAAUCAGAUGCUAGUUCCUUGGAUGCUAAGACCAAAUGCCCUGUGAAAGCCAGAAGUUACAUUGAGACAGAAAUGGAGAGCAGGGAAAGGGCCGAGGGGUUUGAGUCAGAAUCAGAAGGGGCCACAAAACCAAAGCUCUUUGCAUCCCGCCUGCCGGUGAAGAGCAGAAGCAGCUCAUCUUCUGGCAGGGCAGGCACGAGCCCCACAAGAGAGAGUAGGGAGCACUUCUUUGACCUUUACCGAAACUCCAUAGAGUUCUUUGAGGAGAUUAGUGAUGAGGCUUCCAAAUUAGUGGACAGGCUUACACAGUCAGAGAGGGAGCAGGAGCCACCUUCAGACGACGAAAGUAGCAGUGCCCUGGAAGUGUCAGUCAUUGAGAAUCUGCCACCUGUUGACACGGAGCACUCAGCUCCCGAGGACAUCUUUGACACAAGGCCCAUUUGGGAUGAGCCCAUUGAAACAAUGAUUGAACGCAUCCCUGAUGACAAUGCCCAUGACCAAGCUGAAGAUCCCCAAGAUGAGCAGGAGCGGAUGGAAGAAAGGCUGGCUUACAUUGCUGAUCACCUUGGCUUCAGCUGGACAGAAUUAGCAAGAGAACUGGAUUUCACUGAGGAGCAAAUUCACCAAAUUCGAAUUGAGAACCCCAACUCCCUUCAAGAUCAGAGCCACGCACUGCUCAAGUACUGGCUGGAGAGGGACGGGAAGCAUGCCACAGAUACUAUUCUCAUCGAAUGCCUCACCAAGAUCAACAGGAUGGACAUUGUACAUCUCCUGGAGACCAACACAGAGCCCCUCCAGGAGCGUAUGGGCCGCAGCUAUGCAGAAAUAGAGCAGACCAUUACACUGGACCACAGUGAAGGGUUCUCAGUACUUCCAGAGGAGCUCUGUGCUACCAAGGAAAAGAAGGAGCAGGAGGCUUCCAAAGAAAGCGAGUCUAGUGACCACCCUCCCAUGGUCUCUGAAGAAGACAUAUCUGUGGGUUAUUCCACAUUUCAGGAUUGCAUCCCCAAAACGGAGGGGGACAGCCCAGCAGCAGCACUGUCUCCCCAAAUGCACCAGGAACCAGUUCAACAAGAUUUCUCAGGGAAAAUGCAAGACCAGCAGGAAUACUACGUAACAACACCAGGGGCAGAAGUGCAAGACACUCAAAAGGCCACAGCUAUUCCUGACUCUCUCGGUAAGACUCUGGAGGACAUCACUGCCCCUCCUGAGGAAGCAAAGCCUCGUCUCCAGACUCCAGUGACCAGCGAACGUGGUUCUCCAAUUGUUCAAGAACCCGAGGAGGUUCCCAAGCCCGAAGAGGAGAGCUCUCCAAGGAAAACCAGCCUGGUCAUAGUUGAGUCAACAGACGACCAGCCUCAGGUCCUUGAAAGAUUGGACAGCGAUGUGGCUUUUCAAAAGGGAGAUGAUAUGCCUGACAUACCUCCAGAGACGGUCACGGAGGAAGAAUAUGUUGAUGAGAAUGGACACACCGUGGUGAAGAAGGUUACCCGGAAAAUCAUUCGGCGGUAUGUAUCCUCUGAUGGCACAGAGGAGGAGGAAGUUACUAUGCAGGGGAUGCCGCAGGAGCCAGUCAACAUCGAGGAUGGUGACAGCUAUUCCAAAGUGAUAAAGCGUGUGGUAUUGAAGAGUGAUACCCAGCAGUCAGAGGUGACUUUGUCUGAACCCAGCAUUUUGUCCAGUACCUCACAGUUUCAGGCAGAACCAGUAGAAGGCCGUAGAGUCAGCAAGGUUGUUAAAACAACAGUGGUCCAUGGAGAACGGAUGGAGAAGAGUCUGGGGGACUCUAGCUUAGCCACUGACCUUCCUUCAGCCAAAGAUGACUUUGAAGAGGACAACAAUGAGUAAAGCCAGGACGCAGAGGAGGGCUGUGGUGAAGGACCAGCAGGGGAAACACAUCAACUCGGAGCACCUGGAGGAUGUUCCCGGAGCACUGGACCAAGACGACCUCCAGCGAGAUCUCCAGCAACUCCUUCGGCAUUUCUGCAAGGAGAACACAAAGCAAGAGGCCAAAUGAGGAGCUGCCCAGUUCUCAUCAGAAACCACAAACCCACUCAAUAUGCAACUUCCUAUUUCUGCACAGGAGUGACUGAAGUGGCCUAAUUACUGGGAUCCCGUGACAUUUCCACUCUCAGCAAACACACAGCAUUUGAUUUUACUUCUUUCUCCCCGCCCCUCUCUAACUAUAAGCUAAUUUGUGACCAAAGAUAGCAUCCUUCAUUCCGGAUGCUGUAUCCACUAUUUUGAGCAUCCGUGCUAACCUGGGAACUGGCACCUCCAUCGUUUGCUUCUGCUCAAGCUCCAUGAAAAUCCAUUAAUCAGAAGAACUUCACCUGCAGACUUCUUCAAGUGACAGGGGAAUCCUUCCGAGGAUAUCUAUGUAUAAUGUAUAUAGGCGAAAUUCUCAGAUGAACAACAGAGUAAAAUUCAAACCACUGCCUGUCAUAAUUACACUGGGCAUCAUGGAAUAAAAGCCUCUAGAUAUUGCUGAACAAUGGUUAAUUAUGAUAUUGCUAACACAAUCGAAUGGUAAUACAGUUCUACGGAAGGAACACUUCAGACCUAGACACGUCCUUAGAACUUCCAGAGUAGCCAUUGCUCUUAAAGCUGUCGGGAUCAGAAUCUUCAAGAAGAAUCCCAAGGAGCUGUCUCUAGUACUGGUCAGCCAUAGCUGGUGGCUCUUGGACUGCGACCCUGAGGGACGGGGAGAAGGGCUCACAGGCAAGCAAGCGGAUGGAAACAGUGAGGUAUUCUGGUGCUAGAAGCUUCAGGGGUGGUGUUCUAGCACCUUCAGGUGUUUUUGACUUUGGACACGUUGGCAGGGUAUUUUAAAAGCUAUAACUACUGUAGUUUUUCAGUGUUCAUUGCUGCUUUAGCAAACCACGCUGUCUUACUGGUGGUUCUUUCUUCUGGCCACUGCACUGUAGAUAAUUCAUAAAAACAAGAUUUAUGCACCACACAAAAGGUUAAAUGCUGUCACCAUGUUGGAGUGGUUUCUUUUCUUUUCUUUUUUUCCCCACCUCCAAGUUUAUCUUUCCUCUAAUGCCUGCAUGUAGCAUUGCGCAUGCGCUUGCUACAUGCAGUGCACACACACACCUUCUUAUCACACUAAUGGUUUUCACUCUGAGUUUCUCCUUUCUAGCCACGUCUGCUCUUCAGCUGGCAGACGAGAUUUCGGGAAAUCCUUGGAAAAUUUGGUUCUCAUUAAAUUUUUUUGUUUGUUUAUUUAUUUGAAACCCAGACACCCUUGGAAACUGAAGUGCAUUUGUGUGACUUUCUGUUUGUUUCAGAGAAGGGACAAUGACAGUCUGAGUGAUCCCUAAGCCCUAUGUCUAAUCCCUCUAGUGAUUGAAGCUGUGUAGCAUUUUAACAUAUAUAUAUAAAUAUAUUCACAAAUAUAUUCAUAUAAACCGUAUACGUUUUGAAUCAGUUUUUUUUGUUAAAGAAAGUAUAUUCAAUGAAGAUGAAAUUAAAAGGAAAGAAAGAAAGAAGGAAAGAAAGAAAGAAAGACAGUCUACCCUCCAGAGAUUGCAAUUUUUCCAGUCCUAUCUGGCCUUUUCCUGUGUGCAGAACUGACUCAUAGCUCAGACACAAACAGGACAAAUAAUAGCACUUCAUCUUCUUAAGUAACAUUGCCAAGAGAAGAAUUUUCCUGGGAGAGAGGUUUCCCAGCCAAAUCUCCUGAGUCCCCAGCACUAGCACUUUCUGGGGAUUGAGUAGAAACAAAGUAUUCUUUGGCAUCCAAACUGAGAAAGAGAGAGAGAGAGGCGGGUGGCAGCCCUUUCUGAGGUACGUGGUGGCCAUCUUGUCAGACCUUCACCCUGGAGCUCAUGAAAAGCCUUUCUGUUGUGUUAUUUGCAGUGCAGAUGACGUCUGUGUGGCAACUUAAUGGUUCUUCACUUUUUUUCUUCAAUUUUGAUUUUUUUUUUUUUGCUGUGUUAUCAAAAACUUGAAUACUGUGAGAAGAAGUGAAUUUUCAGUUGAUGAAUCAGCAUCUUGUUCCCAUGGUGAUAACACUAAUUGAAUAUAUCUAUGAGGGCAUGUAUUAGUUAUUGGAAAACAAUACAACACUAACAAUACAUAGCUGCAAUGUUGUACAAUGGCUGAUUUAACUAAAUAAAAUGUAUAAGUGUUAAGUGU